UCUUAUUUUUCUCCAUUCAAAUGUGUUUCUACGAUAUAUCACGAUUUAUUUAGUGGAUUAUUUAAUAAGGAUUUUGCUUACCUUGCCAUACUUCGAAGUAUAUUUUAUUUGAUCCUCUUGUGGCUCUCUCCUGAAAAGUAUAAGGCUCAGUGCAUGUUUUCGUUGCUGAACAAACGGGAGAACGCCCAUUCGGAGGGCAUAUGGGCUUGUGCCUGGGGCCACUACGUUCCAAAGGAAAAGGAUAAAGAGAAGGUGGCUGAGGAUGAAGAAAACGGUGAAAAUAAGGAAAAUGAAAGCGCCAACAACGAGGCAGAUGAAAAUCUUCCUGACGUGGAGGAAAGGUACAUCGUAACUGGUGGAUUGGAUGACUUGGUGCGUAUUUGGCGUUGGUCUGGAGACGGUGUCGAAGGGGAGCUAACCAGCAUGCAUACCUUGGAAGGCCACUCUUUGGGAGUCAUAUCGGUUGAUGUCAACGCUGCUGGAACCAUCGCUGCCUCGUCGUCUUUGGAUUCAACCAUACGUUUGUGGAGCAUCCACACAGGAACGCAGUUGCAAACCAUAGAUUGUGGUCCAGUUGAAGCAUGGUCGGUUGUGUUUUCUCCCGACGGGAGCCAAGUUGCGUCAGGUAACCACGCCGGUAAGAUCAACGUGUACGCAGUUGAUGGAGGACGCCACGUAACCACGCUGGACACCAGAGGAAGAUUUACUUAUUCAAUUGCUUAUAGUAAAGAUGGGAAGUACGUAGCAAGUGGAGCCAUUGACGGCUUCAUCAACAUCUUUGACGUUGAGAGUGGCAAGCUUGUCCACACCAUUGAAGGCCACGCUAUGACGAUCCGUUCCAUCACUUUCUCACCUGACUCCCAACUUCUCUUGAGCGCUGCUGAUGACGGGCAUAUGAAGAUGUACGACGUAAACUCGAGUCAUCUAGCAUGUACGCUCUCCGGUCAUGGUUCUUGGGUAUUGAGUGCAGACUUUGCACCAGAUCAACAGCACUUUGUGUCUUCGUCUUCGGAUCACACAGUCAAGGUUUGGGACUUCGCGCAGCGCAACUGUGUCCAUACGUUUAAGGAUCAUUUGGAUCAGGUUUGGUGUGCAAGGUACAGUCAUGACAGCAGCAAGAUAGUGAGUGUCUCAGAAGAUAGGAGUGUGAUGGUCUUCAAUUCACCUGUGUAAAGAUUCAUGUUAUUAAUGUUUGUGACAGAAAGACAUGCUUGCUUUAUCUUCAGAUUGUUAAAGGACUCUGUAACCAGAUAAGUUAAUCACGUUUAUUUAAAGGGAAGUGGACACUGAAUAUUUGUAUAUAACUUUUUGUUUAUUGGUAACAAAUUAAUUAGAAAAGCAGAGAUUUUUAUAUGGUUUAUUUGUACCAGGUUUGGUUUUGAUCAAAGAAAACAAGACUUGUAGAUCUGAUAUCCCUUGAACUGGCACAAAAAAUAAAGACAUUAGUGAGUGAGGUUUUGCAUCUGUGAAAGUGUGAAUUAAAACUAUUUCUCCCUGAAAAAGUCUGAAGAUGAAAAUUGCAACACGAAGGGCACUAUUUGCAGCCCCGAUAUCACUUCCUUUUUGACUGACGUACGGUCAUAUAUAACCAAAAUGUUGUUGUCAUUUAUGCUUCUUAUUAUUAAAGAAAUAAUUUUU
This is a messenger RNA of Macrobrachium nipponense, 1638 nucleotides long. Its product is annotated as superkiller complex protein 8-like. Bases 154 to 1173 code for a protein of 339 amino acids. Gene Ontology annotation, molecular function: protein binding. The record is from RefSeq and is a predicted model, not a curated record. The transcript has 8 exons. Gene Ontology annotation, cellular component: Cdc73/Paf1 complex. Lineage: Eukaryota; Metazoa; Arthropoda; Malacostraca; Decapoda; Palaemonidae.